This is a messenger RNA of Pygocentrus nattereri (red-bellied piranha), 1806 nucleotides long. RefSeq names its product complement C1s subcomponent-like. Lineage: Eukaryota; Metazoa; Chordata; Actinopteri; Characiformes; Serrasalmidae. The transcript is spliced from 11 exons. Gene Ontology annotation, molecular function: serine-type endopeptidase activity; calcium ion binding. The record is from RefSeq and is a predicted model, not a curated record. Gene Ontology annotation, biological process: complement activation; proteolysis. Bases 115 to 1806 code for a protein of 563 amino acids. Gene Ontology annotation, cellular component: extracellular region.
UGGUCCUUAGUCAGUCUGCUGUUUAUUUAUCUAAUACUCUUUCUGUUGCCUCAUGCUCAAACUGCUCUCAAACUCUCCUUUACCUGCUUUACUUUGCUUUUCAAUACUGCACUAAUGGACUGGAGUUUGAAUCUCAUAUGGCUUCUUGUAAUAUAUAUGAACAUACAGAGUUUUGCAUUCCAGCCAGUGAUGUAUGGUGAAGUUCAGUCUCCUCACUAUCCUGAACAUUCUCCAUCUCCUCUUCAUGAGCACUGGGACCUGGAGGUGCCCAAGGGCUACCAGAUUCAGCUCAACUUCAGCUACCUCAAUAUCAAGCUGUCAACAGGCUGCAGGAAUGACUUUUUCAAGAUAGUGCACAAUGGAACGGUGGAGAAAUUCUGUGGUGAAGGGAACAGAUCCAUUUCCAUACCUACCAGCAAUGUUCGACUGUCCCUUCAGACCAGUGAAGUUGACAAAGGGCCUUACCCACCAGUGGGCUUCUCUGCAUUCUACCACGCUGAAGAUGUAGAUGAAUGCUUAGGGAACAGAACAGACCUUCCCUGCUCUCAUAUCUGUCUCAAUACCAUGGGCUCUUACCUUUGUGCCUGUCCUCAUGGCUUCAGACUGAAGUCUAACCAGCACACCUGUGUUGAGGUUCAAUGUGAGUCUCCAAACAACAUAAAUGGCAGAAUAACCCCAACACUUUCUACGUACUACUACAACAAUGUGACCACUGUUCACUGUGAUGAGGGCUACAGAAUCAAUACAGAAGGAGGAGAGGUCAGCAUGCAUCAAUUCACCUGUCAGAGUAAUGGCCAGUGGAGUAUGCCUCUUCUUCGGUGCCACAUUACAUAUUGUGGAGCCGUGCCAGCUUUACUGAAUGGGAAAGUGUUACACAUCUCUGGUGCUCAUAAUCAGUAUCGCUCUGUUAUUAAGCUGCACUGUAAUGAGCCAUAUGCUUUGCCUGCCACACAAAAUGCAACCUUCACCUGUUACGCAGAUAAGAAAUGGAAAGAUGAUCACAACAGAGUGAUGCCUGUGCUUCACAAGUGUCUCCCAGUGUGUGGACGUCCAUCUGCUGCUCUGACACGCCACAAGAGGGUGUUAGGAGGUCAGCUUGCUUCACAGAGGGCCUUUCCCUGGCAUGUCUUUAUGCACCAGCCAGUUAGAGGAGGUGGGGCUAUAAUAUCAGAACAGUGGAUCUUGACAGCAGCGAACAAUUUGAUGUCCAAUAACCAACCUGUUUCUCCAGACAAAGUAAAGAUACACAUUGGAGGCAAUGAUGCCCUACAACUAUCUUCCAUGCCACCUCUACAGAUCGAGUCUUUACACAUUCAUCCCCUGUACAAUAAUCCAGAUUUCACAAAUUUCGACCAUGAUCUUGCACUGAUAAAACUGAAGAAUACCAUUCAAUAUAAUGCUGAUGUUAUGCCACUCUGUCUGCCUUCAUUGGAAGCUGAAUAUACUCCCAGCCUCACUGGGUGGGUCUCUGGCUUUGGACAGACUGCAAGAUCAAAAAUAUCCAGGUAUCUCAGGUAUACUUCCCUCCCUCUUGUGAAUAAGGAGAUGUGCCAAAAAUUCAUUGAUAAUUUGAGGAUUCCAGUGCCCCUAACAGACAACAUGUUUUGUGCUGGUGUCCCAAAAGGCGGAAAAGAUGCAUGUGGUGGUGAUGCUGGAGGGGCAUUUGUUUUGAAACAGAAUGGCGUAUUCUAUGCUGCAGGGAUUGUUAGUUGGGGGUAUGAGUGUGGUAAACCAGGCAGAUAUGGGGUAUAUACCCGGGUAGCACAGUAUGUAGACUGGAUAAACAAGACAAUGAGUGAAAACUAA